CGCUGGUGAAUCGAUAGCCUCUGCAGACAGACGCCGGGCUUUCGCAUCACGGCCCGCUCCUCAUGCUGCCAGGAGAGUCUCUGCCAUAGCGUGUCGCCAUCGCCGAUCCGGAGCAGGUCCUGGGUCCCCCCUGUGCUGCCCGUCCGCCUCCUGCGCCCCCCCGGCACCGCCCCUUGGACGCUCAGGAAGUGCACCUGGACAAUCAAACUUUAAUCCCAUCUACAGCCGAAUCCUAUUUUUAAAUCCGUCUGUGGGAACGCUUGCUCCACUUUUCUUUUUUCUGGAUUCACCCGGAAUCUCGGAGAACAUCCGGACGAGGCACGAUGCUGGGCUUGGAUGUGUGUGAGUUUGGCGGUCAGCUUCUCGAGCUGUUCUGGUUGACACUCUGCUACCGAGACAUCAUGGCCGACAAGGAGGCUGAGAAGCACGUGGCCGGGCAGGCAGAGGACGACGAGGUGGACCUGAACUACCAGCCGCCGGCGCAGAAGUCCCUGCAGGAGAUCCAGGAGCUGGACAAGGAUGACGAAAGCCUCAACAAAUACAAGCAAGCCCUGCUGGGAUCUGGCCCAGCGGUGUCCGACCCCGGCGUGCCCAACGUGCAGGUGACGCGGCUGACGCUGAUGUGUGAGGAGGCCCCCGGACCGAUCACCAUGGACCUCACAGGUGACCUUGAGGCCCUGAAGAAGCAAAAUUUCAUCCUGAAGGAGGGCGUGGACUACCGGGUCAAGAUCCAUUUCAAGGUGAACAGGGACAUCGUGUCAGGAAUGAAGUACGUGCACCUGAUGUACAGAAAGGGCCUGAGAGUGGACAAGGCCGUGUACAUGGUGGGCAGCUACGGGCCGCGGGCAGAGGAGCAUGAGUUCAUGACCCCGGUGGAGGAGGCGCCCAAAGGCAUGCUGGUACGUGGGAGUUACCACAUCAAGUCUUUCUUCACGGACGACGACAAGACCGACCAUCUGUCCUGGGAGUGGAACCUGCAGAUCAAGAAGGACUGGGACUCCAAGGAGUAG
Molecule: messenger RNA, 1010 nt
Organism: Paramormyrops kingsleyae
Lineage: Eukaryota; Metazoa; Chordata; Actinopteri; Osteoglossiformes; Mormyridae
Gene: arhgdig
Product: Rho GDP dissociation inhibitor (GDI) gamma
Biological process (GO): Rho protein signal transduction
Cellular component (GO): cytoplasm; membrane; cytosol
Molecular function (GO): protein binding; Rho GDP-dissociation inhibitor activity
Source: RefSeq, a predicted model, not a curated record